Aethalodelphis obliquidens (Pacific white-sided dolphin) is the source of this 3053-nucleotide messenger RNA. It is a transcript of the gene NEXN, whose product is annotated as nexilin F-actin binding protein. The transcript has 13 exons. The coding region runs from base 24 to 2087 and encodes 687 amino acids. NCBI's taxonomy places the organism in Eukaryota, Metazoa, Chordata, Mammalia, Artiodactyla, Delphinidae. Gene Ontology annotation, biological process: mitochondrial fusion. The record is from RefSeq and is a predicted model, not a curated record.
AGCCGGCGUUGGGCCCGCCUGGAAUGCGGGAACAGGCUGCACACCAGGACUUUUAUGGAAACUUGCUGCUGGAGCCGGCGGCGGCCAGAGGGCUCGUAGCGGCUGGAGCGGCGGCGGCCGGAGCGCCAGGACCCCUGACCACACCCCGGCGCCCAGAGCCUGCCAGCGCGCACCCCGGACCUUCGCGUGUCGCCGGCUCGAGGUGCAAAAAAUUACAAAGCUUCAUAAUCACCCCAAGACUGCAUAGAGCAAACAUGAAUGAUAUUUCUCAAAAGGCUGAGAUUAAAGAAAUGCUUGCUUCUGAUGAUGAGGAAGAGGUAUCUUCUAAAGUAGAAAAGGCUUACGUCCCAAAGCUAACAGGAACUGUUAAAGGUAAAUUUGCUGAAAUGGAGAAACAAAGACAAGAGGAACAAAGGAAGAGAACAGAAGAGGAACGAAAACGCAGAAUUGAGCAGGAUAUGUUAGAAAAGAGGAAGAUACAACGUGAAUUAGCAAAAAGGGCUGAGCAGAUUGAGGACAUAAACAAUACGGGAACUGAAUCAGCAUCAGAGGAAGGAGAUGAUUCACUGCUUGUAACAGUGGUACCUGUCAAAUCACACAAAACAUCUGGAAAAAUGAAAAAGAAUUUCGAAGAUCUAGAAAAAGAACAAGAAGAAAAGGAAAGGGUCAAGUAUGAAGAAGAUAUAAGAUAUGAAGAACAACGUCGGUCUCUCAAGGAAGCAAAGUGUCUUUCAUUGGUCAUGGAUGAUGAACUGGAAAGUGAGGCAAAGAAAGAGUCACUUUCUCCUGGAAAAUUGAAACUGACUUUUGAAGAAUUGGAAAGACAAAGACAAGAAAACCGAAGGAAGCAAGCUGAGGAGGAAGCAAGAAAACGUUUAGAAGAAGAGAGGCGUGCUUUUGAAGAAGCAAGGCGGCAAAUGGUAAAUGAAGAGGAGGAAAACCAAGACACUGAAAACAUUUUUAAAGGGUACCGCCCUGGUAAACUCAAACUCAGUUUUGAAGAAAUAGAAAGACAAAGGAGAGAAGAUGAAAAAAGGAAAGCAGAAGAAGAAGCCAGAAGAAGAAUAGAGGAAGAAAAGAAGGCAUUUGCUGAAGCAAGGAGAAGCAUGGUAGUAGAUGAUGACUCCCCAGAGAUGUAUAAAACAACCUCUCAAGAAUCUCUUACACCUGGAAAACUAGAAAUUAAUUUUGAAGAAUUAUUAAAACAAAAAAUGGAAGAAGAAAGACGACGAACAGAGGAGGAACGGAAGCAUAAGCUAGAGAUGGAAAAACAGGAAUUUGAACAACUGAGACAAGAAAUGGGAGAGGAAGAAGAAGAAAAUGAAACCUUUGAACUGAGCAGGGAAUAUGAAGAAUUAAUCAAAUUGAAAAGGAGUGGCUCUAUUCAAGCUAAAAAUCUAAAAAGCAAGUUUGAAAAAAUUGGACAAUUGUCUGAAAAACAAAUACAGAAAAAGAUAGAAGAAGAACGAGCAAGAAGAAGAGCAAUUGAUCUUGAAAUUAAAGAGCGAGAAGCAGAAAACUUUCAUGAGGAAGAAGAUGUUGAUAUCAAGCCUGCAAAAAAAAGUGAGGCUCCAUUUACUCAUAAAGUGAAUAUGAAAGCUAGAUUUGAACGAAUGGCUAAGGCAAGAGAAGAAGAAGAACAAAGAAGAAUUGAAGAGCAAAAGUUAUUACGCAUGCAGUUUGAACAAAAGGAAAUUGAUGCAGCACUACAAAAGAAAAGAGAAGAGGAGGAGGAAGAAGAGGGUAGCAACAUGAAUGGCUCCACCAUUGAAGAUGAAGCGGAAACCAGAUCAGGAGCUCCGUGGUUUAAGAAGCCUCUAAAAAACACAUCGGUUGUAGACAGUGAGCCAGUUAGAUUUACUGUUAAAGUAACAGGAGAACCCAAACCAGAAAUUACAUGGUGGUUUGAAGGAGAAAUAUUGCAGGAUGGAGAAGACUAUCAAUAUAUUGAAAGAGGAGAAACUUACUGUCUUUAUUUACCAGAAACUUUCCCAGAAGAUGAAGGAGAGUAUAUGUGUAAAGCAGUGAACAAUAAAGGCUCUGCAGCUAGUACCUGCAUUCUUACCAUUGAAACUGACGACUACUAGGUCCCCUUCCCUCUCCCUGGAACACACACCCUCUCUCUCCGACUUUCUUACUGCAUCCAUCCUUUCUGUGGCGGGGCCAGAAAAGGAAACUGGAAGUGCCACUAUGCUGACUCCUCAUUCCUUUCCCCAACAGUCUUCACAACACAAGCUCGUCUGAAAAGUACCUCCUUCCUUUUCAAAUGAGCACCAGAUUCACAUUACGCAGUAUACGUUGGUGUGUAAUUUAAUAAGGCCAAGUGGGAAAUUUACUCAAUUAUUUCUAUCAGAACCCAUACAAAGGCUGCGUAUUUCCCAUGUUUACAGCAAUGAUGUUUAAAAAAAUCAUAAAUCGGACAUAUUUUGCAUGAAAGAAUAACACUUAUGAGCUAUGCACACCUAAAAUUAGUCUGAAAUAGCUGAGUUAAGGAAUUUGGAACCUAUCAAUUUGAGUGGGCUUUUUUCCUCAGUAGUUUAUCAUUUUGGUUGUUGUAGUUUCAGAGUCUUUCUGAAGCAGAGAUAUAUGAGGGGGUAGGGGUGUCAUUUCUCCCUGUGUGUGGAGAAAACAAAAAAACUGAAGACUUUUAAGAAACAACUGCCAGAGCAAAUGUGAUGGAAACCACUGCCUAAUACAGAGUUCUGAGUGUUGAGAAUAUCAAACGUACUUUUCAAAUGUGUGUGAUAUAUAUUCAAGCUUAUAAAAGCAAAUUUAUGUUGUGACCUUGCCUGAACAAAUUAUAUUUUAAUGAGAAAACUUUGUAUUAAUAGUUCAUGCAGGAGAAAACAAUUUCAACAUAAUCAAAGAUUUCAAGAUCUAGAAUUAGAUUUAGGGAAAAAUGGCACAAUCUUCAAUUUUGAGUUUUUAAAGUGAGUUUGUAAAUAAUUAGCAACCAUGUACUAAUCAAGUUGUUUUAUAUUUUAAUUGUCUGGAAGACAAUUUUAUUUUACAAUGUAAACCCAUAAUAAAGUCACUUCUGUAUUUAAAAAAAA